AUGAAAUCGAAAAAAAGUUCAGCUCGAGAAUAUCUCUUGGCUAAUGGCGAGAUGGGUGUCAUAUCGACAGCAUUGAGUCUCACUGUUUCGUUCGUAUCCGCCAUUUCUGUGCUGGGUAUGCCUAGUGAGAUCUACAUGCAUGGAACAAUGUUUUUGUAUCAAAUUAUAGCAUGGAUAAUUGGAUUAACACUAUCAGCUCUAGUAUUUAUGCCUAAAUUUCGUGAAUUAAACUAUACAAGUAUCUUUGAAUAUUUAGAGAAACGCUUCGAUAGAACAGUUCGCUUGUGUGUCUCCUUCUUAUUCACAAUAUAUAUGGUAAUCUACAUGGCCAUUGUGCUGUAUGCGCCGGCUUUAGCACUUAGUCAAACUACUGGACUAAAUAUUUGGUUAUCAGUUAUCUCGAUUGGUGUUAUUUGUACCUUUUACUCUUCGAUAGGUGGUAUAAAAGCUAUCAUUUGGACAGAUGUUUUGCAAUUCACUUUUAUACUGGUUGGUCUUCUUCCUGCUACUAUACAAGGUCUAAUACAACUGGGCGGUUUGAAACAAACAUUCUUAAUUGCUUCUCGUGAUGGUCGUAUUGAAUUCGAUAAUGUAAACUUCGAUCCACGGACUCGCCAUACAGUCUGGACGCUAAUCAUUGGCUGUUCAUUUAAUAUUUUAGCUGAAUACAGCUUCAACCAAGCACUAGUGCAACGAUAUCUCUGUGUUCGUUCAGUACGGGCUGCUCGACAAGUAAUUCUCAUUAAUGGUAUCGGUAUCAUUAUUUUUAUUCUUCUCUUGAGUCUAACGGGUCUCGUUAUAUAUGCAUUCUAUGCCAAUUGUGAUCCAUACACGGCUGGAUUUGUAAGCAGUUCAGAUCAAUUAUUUCCAUACUUCGUUAUGGAAGUAUUGAGCAAUACGGUAGGCUUACGUGGUAUUUUCCUUGCCUGCAUCUUCUCAGCUUCAUUAUCGACGAUUUCAUCUGGACUGAAUAGUCUCGCUGCAGUGUUCAUCGAAGAUGUAUAUCAAGGAUUGAUGCGACGACGAUUGAACGAUGAACAGCUAGGGAGAGUAUCGAAAAUUUAUUCAGCCAUACUUGGUGCUGUUGUAAUACUGCUUUCCUUCGCAGUAAGCUACUUGGGUUCAGUACUCAAUGCUGCAUUGUCGUUGGGAGGAGUCUUUGCUGGUCCUAUUAUGGGUGUGUUCUUUCUUGGUUUCUUCUUUCCACGAGUACAACGACGGAGCGCCUUAGUUGGACUUUUAAGCGGUUUGGGAUUACAGUUAUGGAUCUUUUUAGGUGCCCAGAUGACAAAAAAUCGAGGACAGAGUGGACGAUUACCAUUGUCAGUAACUAACUGCUCAAAAUUUAAUACCACUACACUACCAUUAGCCAGUAUGACUACCAUCAGUUAUGCGAACGAGUAA
Adineta steineri is the source of this 1404-nucleotide messenger RNA. The record is from the annotation of a GenBank genome assembly. Lineage: Eukaryota; Metazoa; Rotifera; Eurotatoria; Adinetida; Adinetidae.